AUGCACAGCCGAGUCAAUGGCGAUGGGAAGGCGAAAGAAGGGAAAGGCCUGAAGGGCGAGGAGGGGAAAUUGGGUGUCUCGGGAGGUAAAGAGUCCGGGAAAGUGAGCUUUAAGAAGGGAAAAGGGUUUCGAGACGAUGAUGAGGACGGGGAAAGGGAAGAGAAGGGUGGGAAGCGCAAACGAUCGUUUCGGCCUGGUAGGAAGGACGAGGAGAGCGAGGAGUGGGACGAGGAGGAGGAGGAGGAUGGGCCGGAAUUGGUUGGGCGGGAAGCGAAGGGGGGAGUGGCGCGAAGGGAGGAAGAUUUGCGGAGGAAAGGGGGUGAGCGCGAGGGGCGCGAGGCGGAGAAGGAGAAGGGGAAAGAUGAGGGGAAGGGGAAGGAGAAGGUUAAAGAGGAGAAGGGGAAGGAAGAGAAGGGGAAUGAGGAGAAGGGGAAGGAGAAGGGGAAGGGCGGUGAGGGGGAGGAGGAGAUGGAUGCGGAGCAGCGGAGGCUGGCGGAGGAGAUGGAGAGGCGCAGGCGGCGGGUGCAGGAGUGGCAGGAGCAGCGCAGGAAGAAGGCGGAAGAGGAGCAGGCGCGCGCAGCUGCAGGCGCAGUGGGGGAGGGCGGAAGCGGGGGCGCGGGAGGGAGCAGCGCGGCGCAGGCGGGUGGCGGGGGGAAGGGGCGCGGGUGGACUCUGGAUGGGGAGUCGGAUGAUGAAGAGGAGAAGGGGGCCGCCGGGGAUAUGGAGGGGAAGGAGGGGAAAGGGGGGAAAGGGAAGGGGAAGGAGAAAGUGGAGGAAGAGGGGGAGGGAGGGGAGGGACGGGGAAUGGAUUUGGACGAGGGAGGGGAGGGAGAGAAGGGGGAGGACGAAGAGGAGGGAGAGAAGCAGGAAAGGGACCUGAAGGGGAAGGGCAAGGUGGAGGAGGAGGCAGCAAAGGAAGAAGCAGCAGAGGAGGAAGAGGAGGUGGAUCCUCUAGACGCGUUCAUGAACUCGCUGGUGCUCCCAGAGGUCGCCAAGCUAGAUGCCAAGGAUGCCACCCGGCCCGCCGCCCCCACGGGAAGCACGGAGCCGGCAGUGGGUGGCAGCAGUUCGUCCCGUGCUGCCAACGGUGGAGAUGCGCUGAUGGGCGCGGGGGCUGUUUUAGGGGCUGACAAGGGUGGCGCCAAGGGAAAGAAAGAGAAGGAGAAGGAGAAAGGGAAAGCAGAGGGGAAGAGGAAAGCUAAGGGACCCAAGGGGCGCAUGGUGUUUGGUGUUGACUCUGAAUCAGAGGACGAGGGGGGAGGGGCGGGCGAGUCAGGUGAUGAGGAGGGAGAGGGCGAGGAGGGGGGAGAGGGCGGAAAGAAGGGAGAGGAGGAGGAUGCGGAGUUUGUGAAGCGAGUGACGGCCGUGGCGCAGACCAAGGCGGAGAAACUCGCCCCUGUGGACCACUCGCAGGUGCACUACGAGCCUUUCCGAAAGAAUUUCUACAAGGAAGUGAAGGAAGUGGCAAAGAUGACAGCAGACGAGGUGGCGCUGUACCGGCGAGAGCACGAGUUCAAGCUGCGCGGCAAGGACGUGCCGAAGCCGGUGCACACGUGGGUGCAGAGCGGGCUGAGCAACAAGGUGCUGGACGUGCUCAGGAAGAUGGGGUUCGAACGCCCCAUGCCCAUCCAGGCGCAGGCGCUACCCAUCGUGAUGAGUGGAAGGGACUGCAUUGGGAUCGCCAAGACUGGGUCGGGGAAGACUCUGGCGUUUGUUCUGCCCAUGCUGCGGCACAUUAUGGACCAGCCUCCCCUGCAAUCAGGUGACGGUCCCAUAGGCCUCAUCCUGGCCCCCACGCGCGAGCUCGUGCAGCAGAUCUUCGCCGACAUCCGCCGCUUCGCGCGCCCCCUCGGCCUCUCCUCCGUGCCCGUCUAUGGCGGCUCCGGCGUGGCCCAACAGAUCAGCGAGCUCAAGCGCGGCGCCGAGGUGGUGGUGUGCACGCCCGGGCGCAUGAUCGACAUCCUGGCCACCAGCAACGGGCGCAUGAUCGACAUCCUGGCCACCAGCAACGGGCGCAUCACGAAUCUGAGGAGGGUGACGUAUCUGGUGCUGGACGAGGCGGACCGCAUGUUUGACAUGGGCUUUGAGCCGCAGAUCGGACGGAUCAUCGGGAACACAAGGCCGGACCGGCAGACGGUGCUGUUCUCGGCGACCUUCCCCCGCCAGGUCGAGACCAUGGCGCGGAAGAUGCUCACGAAGCCCAUUGAGUUCCAGGUGGGAGGGCGCAGCGUUGUCAACAGCGACAUCACACAGACGGUCGAGGUGCGUCCAGAGGGAGAGCAGCGCUUCCUGCGGCUCCUCGAGCUACUAGGCGAGUGGUGCGACAAGGGCAAGAUCCUGGUGUUCGUGCACUCCCAGGACAAGUGCGACGCGCUCUUCCGCGACCUCCUCAAGUCCGGAUACCCCUGCCUCUCGCUGCACGGCGCCAAGGACCAGACCGACCGCGAGUCCACCCUGCAGGACUUCAAAACCAACGUGUGCAACCUGCUCGUGGCUACUAGUGUGGCGGCUCGAGGACUAGAUGUUAAGGAGUUAGAGCUGGUAAUUAACUACGAUGUGCCGAACCAUUACGAGGAUUAUGUGCAUCGGGUGGGGAGGACCGGGAGGGCCGGGAGGAAAGGGUGCGCGGUGACGUUUAUUAGUCCGGAGGAGGAUCGGUUUGCGCCGGACCUGGUCCGAGCCUUGGAGCUUUCGAAGCAGCCGAUUCCGGAGGAUCUUAAAGCCAUGGCUGAUGCGUUCACUGCCAAGGUGAAGGCGGGGAGCGUUGUGGCGCAUGGGAGUGGGUACGGUGGGAGUGGCUUUAAGUUUAAUGAGGAGGAGGAAGCUGCUAAGAAGGCUCUGAAGAAAGCUCAGGCGAAGGAGUAUGGGGUGGUGGUGGAUGAGGAGGAGGGGGGCGAGGAGGAGGAGGAGAAGGAGGAGAAGGAGGGCAGCGGGGCGAUUCGGAGGGUCGAGGCUACGAGUGCGGGUGGUGCAGCGGCGUCGGCAGCGCAGAGCAUUGCAGCGGCGGUGGCGGCUGCUGCGGCUGCAGCUGCAGCGAACAAGGCAGGAGGUGCAGUGCCGGCAGUGGCAGGAGCUGCAGCAGCGAACCCAAUCCAAGCAGCAGUGCAAGCAAGGAUGGCCCAGAUGGGUAUCACCCCUGCUGCUGGCUCCGCUGGUGCAGCCGGUGCUACUGCUGCUGCUGCUGCCCUUGCCAAUCCCCUUGCUGCUUCCCUCGUGGGAGCAGCAGCAGCAGGGGAAUCAGCAGCGACGGCCAUCGCCUCAGCAGCCGCCGCAGCCCCGACCCCCGUCUCCCGCGCAGCGGCCUUCGCAGCAGCCAUCAGCCUGCAGCACAACUUAGCCAAACUCCAACCCGCCGAGCCCGUGAAAGCACACUACGAAGCGGAAUUCGAGAUCAACGAGUUCCCGCAGCACGCGCGGUGGAAGAUCACCCACAAGGAAACCCUAAACCAGAUCAUUGAAUGGACCGGCGCGUCGGUGACGACGCGCGGGCUGUACUGCCCGCCGGGCAAGGCAUUAGCGGCCGGGGAGAAGAAGCUGUAUUUGUCGAUCGAGGGGCCAACGGAGGCGAGUGUGAAGAAGGCCAAGGUGGAGAUCAAGAGGAUUAUCGAGGAGGCGAGUGCUGCUGAUGCAUCCCACCAGCAGCGCCCCGUGCAGCCGGGGCGGUACUCUGUCAUGUGA
This is a messenger RNA of Closterium sp. Naga37s-1, 3678 nucleotides long. The record is from the annotation of a GenBank genome assembly. Lineage: Eukaryota; Viridiplantae; Streptophyta; Zygnematophyceae; Desmidiales; Closteriaceae.